This is a messenger RNA of Moesziomyces antarcticus, 4098 nucleotides long. Its product is annotated as RIC1-domain-containing protein. The transcript has a single exon. Gene Ontology annotation, biological process: intracellular protein transport; retrograde transport, endosome to Golgi. The coding region runs from base 1 to 4098 and encodes 1365 amino acids. The record is from RefSeq and is a predicted model, not a curated record. NCBI's taxonomy places the organism in Eukaryota, Fungi, Basidiomycota, Ustilaginomycetes, Ustilaginales, Ustilaginaceae. Gene Ontology annotation, molecular function: protein binding. Gene Ontology annotation, cellular component: Ric1-Rgp1 guanyl-nucleotide exchange factor complex; cytosol; Golgi membrane.
AUGUAUUGGCCCACCUCUUGCGCCGAGAGGAUCCACCUCUCUCCCUCUGGACUGCACCAGCCCGCCUCCUUUCUCCGCUUCGACAAGGAGGCAGCGCAGCAGCUUCCUUCGAUAUCCACCCCUUCCGACAGCGGAAGCAGCAGCAGCAGCGAUGCGCGCGUCAUCCAGCUCGCUCGAUCUCGCAACGGUAUGAUUUGGGCCACCCUCACCACCACCACCAUCUCCCUGUGGUCCGCCCGCCCUGCACAGGUCGUUGCUGCCCUCGUCCGCACCCCACAGAGCAUCGGAGACUACGGCAACAAUUCUCGCAUCGAGUGGCGCCCAGAUGGUAGGGCUCUGCUCGUCCAGACCGACCGUCACUUCCUGCUCUUAUACAACAUUGUUUACCGCCAUCAUGGCUCCACCGUCUACAGCUACGUUCCGCCAUCAGGAUCCGGAUCGCGAUCUCAGUCCGGCGACCUGCUCGCUCCUAACCCGAACGCUCUUCGCAACUCGUUCGCUCCCGGCGCGGGUGAAAGCGCGGCCGCGGGCGAUACCGGCCUCGGAGGCCUGGCGGGUGAGGCUUGCGAGCUCCGCUUUCGCCUCGUCCUGCGCAUCGAUGCCGGCCUACGCUUCGCUACGUCCACAGAGACACACAUGCUCGUCAGCACAUCCUCUCCCUCCGCCGUGCAGUGCAUUCGCUGGCCCGACGAUGACCCCCAGGCUCCCCCUCCCGACGUCAAGGACCCCACAAUGCGCACCCGCACCAGCUUGGUCUCCCAGCUCGCCUGGAUUCAAGCCCACUCGAGCGAAUCGUCCGACGUCCAGAUCGUCAACAUCACCUACUCUCGGCCCAUGGACGUCUUUGUCUGGAUCACCUCGGACGGCCGUGCGUAUGUUGCCAACCUGGACCUGAUGGCUGAAGGCGCUUCGCCUUGGACCGGUCGUUGCUUUCAUGGCGCACGUAAGGCCCGCAGACCUUCCUCGCUUGCUCCCGACUCCACGCUACAAGCAUCGACAGUGCUGGACUCAUCCCAGGACGCACAUGCAUCGCCAAAUGCAGAGCCAGCACGACUUCCAAGCGACUCACCGGACACGUCUGGCGAGCAGUCGUCCAAGCCUGCGGUCGCAAACGAGCAUGCACAAGCCACGCCUUUGCCUCCAGAGCAGUAUGCCACUUCUGUCUCCAUCAACGCCAAAUUCAGCCUCAUUGCGCUCGGUCUUGCCGACGGCACCGUCGCAGUCUACAACUAUCGCGCUCCAGGCCGCACCCCGCUCCUCUCGCACUCCAUGUCGGUGCGCGAGGCGCUCAAGUCCACAGCCAGCUACCUCACCACCGGACCCGUCCGAUCCUUGGCAUGGACGUCCGAUGGAUACGCCUUGGCCGUCGGCUGGCAAAAGGGACUCGCCAUUUGGUCCACCUACGGCAAGCUCAUGGGCUGCACCCUGCGCGAAGACUGGGAGCUUGCCUCGAAAAACUUUGCAGACGCCUUCAUGUUUGGCACCGCCGACCUCUUCUGGGCGCCCGGCAACACGCAGCUUUUCAUCCUCGCCGCUCCCAAGCAGGAUUCCGUUCCGGUGCCGCCGGACAACCAGCUCUUCAUCUUGCCCUUCUCCAAGUCCGCCGUCGCCGGUCAGCACUCGCCCGACAAUACCCGAUUCGCCUUCUACCAGACAGACGACAGCUUGCACGUCUAUCGCGGCGCAGACCAGACCGACCUCACCGCCAUCACGCCAGAGAGCGACGUGUGGCAGCACAUCAAGAUCCCGCAGUCCUACCUCGCCGCCAACUGGCCGGUGCGCUACGCCGCCAUCAGUGCAGAUGGCAACCUCAUCGCUGUGGCAGGGCGCCGCGGUUUGGCCCACUACUCGUCCGCUUCCGGCCGCUGGAAGCUGCACAAGAGCGUGGCUCAGGAGCAGUCGUUUGUCGUCCGCGGCGGCAUGCAGUGGUUCCAGCACGUCCUCAUUGCCGCGUGCGAUGCAGGCGGAGAGUAUCAGCUGCGUCUGUACUCGCGAGACACCGACCUCGACUCGGCGCUCCUCUUGGAUCUGCAAGUGCUGCCCAGCCCGGUCGUCCUCACCUCGCUCUUCGACAACAGCCUCCUCGUCUACACCGCCGACAACACCUUUUACCACUUUCUCAUUGAUCUCACCCACGACCGCAUCCGCCUGCGCCUGUGUGGAUCCAUCACGUUCGAAGGUGUAGUGGGCGAGCCGGCGCGCGUGCGCGGCAUGAGCUGGAUGAUUCCAGAGGGUCAGCAGCGCCUCGGCGAUCCAAUCGACGAUCUUACCGUCGCCACAAUCAUUUUCCUCAUCGAUGGCAAACUCGUCCUAUUGCGUCCGCGCAAGCUCGGUGGCGCCAGAGCGGGCACAGCACCCAAAUCGCUGCAGGAGUUUGACGAUCCACGCCACGACGCUGAUGGUACUUUCGACGACGAUGACGACGAGGUGGCGUACGACAUGCAGAUCCUGGCAGACAAGAUCGAGUACUACUGGACGCACUUGCAAGGCAUCGGCACGCUCGAGAAUUCGCUCUGGGGCUACGACGGCAGUGGCAUCAAAUUGUGGCUCGAUGCGCUGCGCAUCCCGUCCUCGCAAGCCGACGACGAGAGCAGUAUCAACGACGACGAGGACGACGACGAUGAGCGCGACCAGCUGCCAGAGUACAAGACGAUCGAAUCGUCCGUGUCGAUGCCACUCGACUUCUAUCCGCUCUGCGUGCUGCUCGAAAAGGGCAUCGUGCUAGGUGUCGAGUCCGAGGUGUCGCUGCGCAGGUCGCUCGACUUUGCGCUGUGGAGGACGUGCACCAACACGCACCUCUUCCUCCACCAGCUGCUGCGCAACUAUCUCGAGCGGGGUCUGUGCGACGACGCCGUCUUCUUUGCGGCGUCGUAUCAGGACCUGGUGUACUUUGCGCAUGCACUCGAGAUCCUUCUUCAUGCUGUGCUCGAGGACGAAGCGGAUGCGGGACUCGGCGAUGCGUCGUAUCUGCGCAAAGCGUCGGGCAGCAUGCUCGAGAAGGAGCGCAGCGCCACCUCGCUGCUCGCCGACGUCGCUGAGGAGCAAGACGACGCAAGCCCGGUCAAGCCCAGCGCCAACGGCAACGGGUUGCACGAUGCCUCGGACGAAGAGGAGAGCUCGCGGGCGCGUUUGGGUCUGCCUGAGCCCCGCAACAACCGGUCGCGGUCGGGUUCGCCCGGCGUGAGCGGUACAGCGACACCGCGCGCGGUGCUGCCGCUCGUUGUCGAGUUCCUGGACCACUUUCCCGAGGCGCUCGAGGUGGUCGUCGGAUGUGCACGCAAGACCGAGGUGGCGCGAUGGGCGUAUCUGUUCGACGUGGUGGGUGCGCCGCGCGUGCUCUUUCAAAAGUGCAUCCAGGCGGACCAGCUGCGCACCGCAGGCAUGUAUCUGCUCGUGCUGCACAAUCUCGAGCCGCUCGAGGUGUCGAUCGCACACACCAUCCAGCUGCUCAAGCUUGCGGCGCAGAAGCAAAACUGGUCCACGUGUCACGACCUGCUGCGUUUUCUGGCGAGCAUCGAUCCGGCCGGCGGCGCGCUGAGGCUCGCUGUGGACGAGGCGGGAAUCCUGGGAGGCCACACCGUAUCGGCUGGUGUGACGGAGCAGGAAAAGUCGGUGGAGCUGCAGCCGCCCCCGAAGCUGUUGCGCGCGACGUCGGCGCCGGCCGUAUCGGCCGCGACUGCGCUUGAAUCGAUGCAGGAGGAGGACGAAGAUGACGAUGCUGGCGUCGGCACCGAUGUGCCGGGAGAGUCGGGGGAGGGAGACGGCGACACGGCCGAGGCAGUAGCGCGGCCCGGGCUGCAGGGCAUGCGGUCCAAGUCGGCGAGCAUGAGCACGGACGCAGCGAAAAGUGUGCCGGACGUGGUGAUCAACGGGCAGUCGCUCACGCCGGGACUUGCGGCGAUGGGUAUCGGCGGUUCGCCGGCGGCCAAGCGGCAGUACGCACAGGGAAUCGGGAUGAGUCUGAGCCGCGUCGGCCUGCGCAGCUCCGAGCGCAUCUGGGACCCAAACGCAAGCACGAGCCCUACGUCUCCGCGCGCGAGCGUUGGCUCGCUGCCGCGGACGUCGCUCACGGACGAAGAUGCCGGACCCGACGCCUAA